AUGUUAAACAUUUUUAUUAAAACUUGUUUGUUACUUAUUAUUUCAAUAUGGAUACUGGUUAUUUUUAACGUUUUGAACUGUACUUAUGGUGCCGUGUGGGAAAAGAAUUUUAAAGCACAAGCUAAAUAUAAUGAAAAAACUAGUAGAACAUUAACAGAACAUGCAAGAUGCAGGAAAGAAAAUAAUAGGUUAUAUACAAAUUUUUCUUAUAGACCCCAAAGGAGCAAUAACUAUGAAAAUAGAAGAAAUGCAAAAGAUUUCUCGUAUUCACGCUCAUAUGAUAGAGAUUAUGAAUCUAUCUAUGAUGACAACUAUGUACUUUUUCAACGCAAUAAGGAUCCGUAUUAUCAGAGUACGAGGUAUUCACAUUAUGAUGAUACAGAUGUUUCAUCCGCUGAUGAUGAUGAUGAGAUUCCCCAAAUUAAGCAUACUUAUAGGAGAAAACAUGAGGAUUAUAAUGAUCUAAAAUAUGGGCAUAGGAAUAGGCAAAAUUUUGAGGAUGAUAUUAGAAAAAGAUAUGAAGAUAAUAAUAGGCGAAAACAUGAGAAUAAUUAUAGGCAAAAAUUUAAGGAUAGUUUUAGACAAAAAUAUGAGGAUAGUAAUAAGAGACGAAGAUUUGGGAAUAAUAUUAGACAUAAAUUUGAGGAUAAUUUUAGACAACAAUAUGAGGAUAGUAACAGGCGAAACUUUGAGUUCAGGAGUAUGGAAAAUUUUGAAUAUAGUAAUAGGGGAAACUUUGCAAGUGAUGAUAGACCAAAAUUUGAAAGAACAAAUAUGCGAAGCUUUGAUUACCAUGAGAUUCCAUCUUUUGACAGUGAUGACAGAAAAUUUGAUGAUAUUCAGUAUGCACCUCUUGACGACGACGAUGAUGACGAUGAUAGUUCAUCAUCUGAAGAUAUGUAUUAUUCAAAUUUUUCAUUAAAUAAUAAUCUACCAGGCCGUGGACGUAGUAGGUACUCAAAUAAAGGAACUUUUGCGUAUUCACAACAUGAACGCAACGAUUUUCCAACAUAUGAAGAUACAUAUGAUGAUUCAUCUAUGAAGAACAUCAAUUAUGUAGUUUCUGAGAAUAAUAAUUGUAAUAUAUUUGAAGGUGAUUACGAUGACGAGGACGAUUUAUCGUUCUUAGAGAACAACUAUAAACUACCUUUGAAUAAUAGACACAAUUGUUAUAAUGAUAGUUAUCGUGUUUCUCAUAGAGCUGAUAAAGAUUAUGAAACUUAUGACUUAAGAGUAAUGUCUCAUCCCAGUCGAGGUUACAUUAGUGAUAAGCGUUUGGAAAAAUACAUGGGAAGGGGUAACCCUACUUUUGUAAAAAAGUUACCUUUUCUUUCUACCGUAUUUUUUGUUGGAGGUAUAAUAUUUUCUGCUUUUCAUUAUGUAGUAAUCCCCAUUAUAUGCAGUACUUUAUCAUUUGUACUAACGUCAUAUUAUAUUAAAAGGCUGAAAAAAAGUAAGAAGCGACAAAAACUAUUUAAACGUCGGUACCAUUAUAUUCGUUAA
Plasmodium gonderi is the source of this 1503-nucleotide messenger RNA. RefSeq names its product Plasmodium exported protein, unknown function. The transcript is spliced from 2 exons. The record is from RefSeq and is a predicted model, not a curated record. Lineage: Eukaryota; Apicomplexa; Aconoidasida; Haemosporida; Plasmodiidae. The coding region runs from base 1 to 1503 and encodes 500 amino acids.